Molecule: messenger RNA, 1140 nt
Organism: Magnolia sinica
Lineage: Eukaryota; Viridiplantae; Streptophyta; Magnoliopsida; Magnoliales; Magnoliaceae
Product: putative disease resistance protein At1g50180
Exons: 1
Coding region: 1-1140 (379 amino acids)
Molecular function (GO): ADP binding
Source: RefSeq, a predicted model, not a curated record
AUGGUCGCCAUUGAGACUAUUGCUUCGCAAAUUAUCAUAAAGGUAGCUGAUCCCCUCAUUAAGGAACUUAUUUCCCUAUAUGAGGUUGACGACAAAGUCGAAUUGCUCGUCACACACUUUAGAGAGAUGAAAUGCUUCUUGAAAGACGCAGACGCCAAAAAAGAAAGAGAUGAAAGAGUGAAGAACUGGGUGCUUGACGUGACAGAUGCUGCAUACGAUGCUGAGGACCUCAUCGACACCUUUAUCUUAAAGGUAGAACCCUUGAAGCGAACAGGAUUUGUGGGCUGCAUUACAAGGUACGCUUGCAUCUUCUGUGAAUUGAAAGGUCGCUAUAAGUUGAGCUCGGAGAUCGAACGGAUAAACAAUAAGAUCCGUGUUAGCUCCGAAAGUAGGUCGACUUUUGGAAUUCAAAAUAUAGGCCAGGGAGCAGGGACAAGCUCCGCUGGUCCAAGCCUCCAAGAAUGGAGGCUCACUUCUCCUCUUGAUCAAGAACCAGAUUUUGUUGGUUUUGAGAAAGAUUUGGAGAUAUUGGUGGACCUACUGACGAAGGGGGAGUCACGCCGUUGUGUUGUUUCUGUAGUUGGAAUGGGUGGUCUCGGUAAGACCACUCUUAUCAAGAAAAUUUAUAACGACACUCGUGUUAAAGCACAUUUUCACUUUUGCGCAUGGAUUUGUCUAUCGCGAGAGUAUGAUGUGAAAGAUAUUCUUAAGACGAUCAUAGAUUGCUGCAUGGUGCUCUCAGAAGAAGAAUCCAAGAAAGUGGAGAAAAUGAACGUCAUUCAGCUGAGGCAUAAAAUUUCAGAAUAUUUGAAAGGGCAGAGAUACCUUAUGGUAGUAGAUGAUAUAUGGACGGAAGAAGCAUGGGAUGCUAUCCAAGAUGCUUUCCCAGUUAUAAAGAAUGGAAGUAGGGUCAUGAUUACCACUCGCAACAAAGAUGUAGCUUUACAUGCAGAUGCACCACACCUGCUGUACAUGAAUUGCGAUUUCUUAAAAAUGAAGAAAGCUGGAAAUUGUUUUGCAAAAAAGCAUUUCCAGAAGAAGGUGCCGGUUGCUCUCAGCCUUUCGAGACGAUGGGUAGAGAGAUGGUGGAAAAAUGCCAUGGUCUACCUCUUGCGAUCAUGGUUAUUGGAGGGCUCUUAG